Molecule: messenger RNA, 660 nt
Organism: Medioppia subpectinata
Lineage: Eukaryota; Metazoa; Arthropoda; Arachnida; Sarcoptiformes; Oppiidae
Source: the annotation of a GenBank genome assembly
UUUCACGGCCGACGCUUUACGGCACUGACCGGCAAAAAGUACGGACACAUCUCGGGCUUAGAUCCCGCGGGACCCGGAUUUUACAUCAAUGAUCGCGCCGUUAGGUUAGAUAAGUCGGACGCAGAGCUCGUCAUAAUUAGCCACUCGUCAAGUCGUUUACUGCAAUCUGAUAUUGAUAAAUUUAAUGUGAUGGAUGUUGGUGGAUUCAUUGGCAUUCAAGGCUCAAUGGGCCAUUAUGAUUUUUAUUUUCAGGGUGGCGAAAAACAACCUGGUUGUGAAUUUCUAACCGAAGAGUCUAAGAAAACAAUGAGAUCCAACUUCACGUGGUCGGUUAUUGAGAGAAUAUUUUGCAGCCACAAUAAAGUGACCAAGUAUCUAUUGGCCAAUCAGUUACUCACCGAUGAAAACAGUUGCCAAAUGAUUGCCUAUCAGUGCGACAGUUAUCGGGACUUUUUGAACGGCAAUUGUAGCGAUUGUGGGCCCGAAGGACACAAAUGUCGGCCAAUAGAGUUUGAGCCCAAGUAUUGGUCCAAAAGACACAAAAGUGUUGACCCAUUGAAGACAUAUCCCAAUAAUUUGUACAUUAAAGUCAAGGCAGAGGAACCUUAUUGUGUGUUUCACUACCAGAUUGUGGUCACAACCGCUGGUCAAUCAUCUGGC